UUGUAAACAGUUCUCUCUCCAAUCACUAUACCAUUUACCUCUCGUGAAAUUAGUGGUUUCUAGAAUUUAUUGCUUUGAACAAUGUCGUCCAGUACUGAAUUAACAGAGAAGAAGGUGUUCUUACUGAAGAGCCUCGAUGGAGUGAUUUUCGAGGUGGAGGAAUCGGUGGCGGUUCAAUUGGAGGUGAUCAGAGAAUUGAUAGAGGGGGAUUGCGCCCGACCCUUCAUCCCUCUUUACAAUGUCACCUCCGAGAUUCUGGCUUUGGUCAUUGAGUAUUGCAAGCACCACGCUGAGACCUGCUCCGGUGGCACUUCCGCCACCAUUGCCGAUGAGGAUUUGAAGACAUUCGACAACGAGUUUAUGAAUGUUGAUGAGAACAUACUCCUUGAACUAUGCUUGGCUGCCGACUAUUUGGACAUCAAGAGCCUUUUUGAGCUUACAUGUCGAACUCUGGCAUCCUUGAUCAAGGAUAGGACCAUCAUUGAAGUUCGCAAGAUGUUCAACGUUGAGAAUGAUUUCUCUGUGGUUGAGGAAAAGGCGGUUCGGAAAGAGUUCGCUUGGGCAUUCAAUUGAUGAUUCUGCAAUUGUCCAUAUAGCAUAAGAGUGUGCCAUAUUCUGUUAGUAGCUUCUAUGAAUAUUAGACUUUGAACUUCAGUAAACUGUAAAGCAUAUGAAACUAUAAUCUGCAAGGUAAAGCUAAAAAAAUCGA
This is a messenger RNA of Olea europaea var. sylvestris, 709 nucleotides long. RefSeq names its product SKP1-like protein 11. NCBI's taxonomy places the organism in Eukaryota, Viridiplantae, Streptophyta, Magnoliopsida, Lamiales, Oleaceae. Gene Ontology annotation, biological process: SCF-dependent proteasomal ubiquitin-dependent protein catabolic process. The record is from RefSeq and is a predicted model, not a curated record. Gene Ontology annotation, cellular component: nucleus; cytoplasm. The transcript has 2 exons. The coding region runs from base 82 to 573 and encodes 163 amino acids. Gene Ontology annotation, molecular function: cullin family protein binding.